AUGGCGUCGUCGUUUCGUGUAAUCCAACACACCGUCAAGGGCUCCCACACGAGAGAAUAUAUUAGAGCGACAGCCAAUGGCGAUGCUGAAACGCCAAGAUUAUCGGUGAAGCAAUACAUUCCGCUGGACAACCCUACGCCAAAGCCCGGCGAUGUGACAAUCAUUGGUGCUCAUGCCAACGGCUUCCCAAAGGAGUUGUAUGAGCCCCUCUGGGAGGAGAUUUAUCAACGGGCCUCUCAAGCAGGCGUUCGCAUCCGGUCAAUAUGGAUAGCGGACAUGUGGAGUCAGGGUCAAUCAGGUGUCCUUAAUGAAAAAAUCCUUGGAAAUGACCCGAGUUGGACCGAUAAUGCGAGAGAUUUGAUGUAUCUCAUCAACCAAAAGCAAGAUUCUAUGCCUCAUCCCAUCGUUGGUAUAGGCCAUAGCAUGGGGGGUACUCAACUAGCACUCUUGUCUCUUGGACACCCACGCUUAUUGAGGUCCCUGGUUCUUAUCGAUCCUGUCAUACAAGUCCCAAAUAGCAGCAUUCCCCCCGCCAUGUCGUCUACUUCCCGUCAAGAUAUCUGGCCAUCAAAGGAAGCAGCUACAUCAAGGUUCAAAGGAAGCAAAUUCUUCCAGUCUUGGGAUCCGCGAGUUCUGGAUCGCUGGAUAGAGUACGGCCUCCGCCAGGCUCCCACAGAACUCUACCCUACCGAGCAUGCCGAAGCAGACAAACGCUUCACACUUACGACUUCAAAACAUCAGGAAUUGUUCGCUUUCCUCCGGCCCACAUACCCCAAGGUCCCGGGAGAGCAGUAUAUGGACAAAGACCCAAUUUCAGAUGAAGAGUACCCUGGAUACCCAUUCUACCGCCCUGAACCAGUUUAUGUCUUUCGUCGCUUGCUAGAAUUGCGUCCUAGCAUUCUGUAUAUCUUUGGAGAAAAGUCCAACAUUUCACUGCCAGAACAGCGACGGGCCAAAAUGGCACUAACGGGGACAGGAGUUGGAGGCAGCGGCGGUGCUGCUGCUGGCCGAGUUAAGCAGGUGACCUUUGACUGCGGUCAUCUGGUGCCGAUGGAGAAGGUUGUCGAGUGUGCAAUCUCUAUCACUGCGUUUCUGGGAGAAGAACUCGAACGAUGGCGACAGGAGAAGGCCGAAUUCGAUCAAUAUUGGAACAAGAAGUCAAGAACUGAGCAGAUAACAAUUGACAAGGAAUGGGCUCACAAAGUAGAUCCAAAAGCUAUACCUGCUGGCAAGGCAAAGCUUUGA
This is a messenger RNA of Trichoderma aggressivum f. europaeum, 1245 nucleotides long. RefSeq lists its product as uncharacterized. The transcript has 4 exons. Bases 1 to 1245 code for a protein of 414 amino acids. The record is from RefSeq and is a predicted model, not a curated record. NCBI's taxonomy places the organism in Eukaryota, Fungi, Ascomycota, Sordariomycetes, Hypocreales, Hypocreaceae.